Bactrocera dorsalis (oriental fruit fly) is the source of this 786-nucleotide messenger RNA. RefSeq lists its product as uncharacterized. The transcript is spliced from 2 exons. The record is from RefSeq and is a predicted model, not a curated record. Lineage: Eukaryota; Metazoa; Arthropoda; Insecta; Diptera; Tephritidae. The coding region runs from base 1 to 786 and encodes 261 amino acids.
AUGAGUGAUGACAAGCAGUUUUGGACCGAGUUCCUUGAACUUUAUAAAGAAUCGCCUUCAUUAUGGCGUAUAAAAAGUAAAGAACAUAGCAACAGAGUAAUGAAAGCUGAAGCAUAUGAAAAAUUAAUUUUAAAAUUAAAAGAAAAAUAUCCCGACGCAAACAGGGAUAUGGUGGUAAAAAAAAUUAAUACAUAUAGGACAACAUACAGAAAAGAAUUCAAGAAAGUGCAAAGAAGCGAAAAGUCUGGAGCUGGAUUUGAGGAUAUUUAUGAGCCAACAUUAUGGUACUAUAAUAUUCUAAAUUUUCUCGAGGAUCAAGAGGAAAGUGCACCUAGCACAUGUUCAAUGGAAUAUGAUAGUUUAGAAGAGACUUCACCAAAAACAUCAACAACACAACAUAGACGUAAACGUAAAAUUACCGAGGAAGAUAAUUUAAUUAAAAUAGCGUGCGAACACCUGAAAUCACAAAAUAACAGUAACCAACAAAACAACAAUGACCCAGAUGAUGUGAUUGCCAAAUCUUGGGGUGCGCAAUUAAAAGAGAUGGAGCCUCAACAAAAAAUAUUGGCGCGUAAAUUAAUAUCGGAUGUUUUGUAUCAAGGAUGUGUUGGAAAUUUGAAUAAUUCGCACAUACAGGAAUUAUUCAACAUGUUUCAAUCCAGACCAACAACAGCAAUUUCUUACGUAUCCACUCCAUCGCCAGUAGAGCUUAUAAAUGCUCCAUAUGACCCAACAACAUAUAAUUCACAGGAAUCAAUACAGGGAUUCUACGCGAAUUUUCAAUAA